AUGGUAACGCAGCCGAUAUGGGUCAGAUAUUGUCUCGUAGUCCAGUUUGAUGAGAUGGAAGAUACAGAGCGUACUCCUGACGUUAAUACAAGCUCUCCGGAUUUGCUGAAGAACACACCUUCAAACAUCACCAGGUUAGAAGAUGUAAUCGAGCAAUGCCGUGCCAGACAAAAGUAUCUCGCUCAAACCGCAAAUCCGUCAGAUUGCAGUGAUGUUUGUUGGUACUUCUGUAAGGUUCCUUUGCCUGACAACGAAAUAGCUGCUUCAGUACCUCGCACCGAUGUGAUAGGAAAGAGUGAGUAUUUAUGUUUGGUCAUUGAUGUUUGCAUUGGUUGA
Eruca vesicaria subsp. sativa (arugula) is the source of this 336-nucleotide messenger RNA. The record is from the annotation of a GenBank genome assembly. NCBI's taxonomy places the organism in Eukaryota, Viridiplantae, Streptophyta, Magnoliopsida, Brassicales, Brassicaceae.